GCCCCGCCCGGGGAUGGGAGGAGGAAAACCUCCCGCCGUCCCUUUAACAGCCAGCGGCUCUGCUCGGAGUUCAGGCCGGGGUCAGGGGGAGUUCGCAGCCCGGGUUUCACCUCCGAGUUGGCGGCGUCGGGAACCCCGAGGAAUCGCUGCUACUUCUUCCACCACCACCUCCUCCUCUUCCUCCUUCUUCUUCUUCUCCUCCUCCUCCUCCCGUUCCGUGGGACCGGCCGGGAGCGCGGGGUAUGGAGGAGCAACAGCAACAACGGAGGAGGAGGGUGGAGGGGAACAGCAACCGGCGGCGGCCCCCCCGGGGCUGAGCCAUGAGAGUUCACCGAGACCUCGGCUGGUUGGCGGAGGCCACCGGGCGCCCAGGGCGGCGGGCGAGGAGCGGGAUGCUGGACGCCAUGGAGGUGCCGAGCCACUCGCGGCAGCUGCUGCUGCAGCUGAACACUCAGCGCACCAAGGGCUUCCUGUGCGACGUGAUCAUCGUGGUGCAGAACGCGCUCUUCCGUGCGCACAAGAACAUCCUGGCGGCCAGCAGCGCCUACCUCAAGUCGCUGGUGGUGCACGACAACCUGCUCAACCUGGACCAUGAGAUGGUGAGCCCCGGCAUCUUUCGACUCAUCCUUGAUUUCAUCUACACCGGCCGCCUGGCCGAGUGCGAGCCGGGUGGCGAGCAAAGCUUGGGUGCUGUGCUGGCCGCCGCCAGCUACCUCCAGAUCCCUGGCUUGGUGGCCCUUUGCAAGAAGAAACUGAAACGCAGUGGCAAGUACUGUCACCUGCGUGGGGGUUACGCACCCUACAAGCUGGGCAGGGGGCUGCGGGCUGCCACGCCGGUCAUCCAGGCCUGUUACUCGGGGACACCACGGCCUGUGGACCUGCCACCUGUGGAGCCCUCAACACCGCUUAACACGCAGUGUGGGGAGCUGUACGCCUCGGCCACCCAGGGAGCCCCGCUGCACCCCCAUGGGCUGUGCCCCCCUGAGCGCCACUGCUCACCGCCCUGCGGCCUUGACCUCUCCAAAAAGAGCCCCACUGGCCCUUCCACCCAGCUCCUGCCCACCGACCGCCUGCUGCCCGGUGAGCCCCGCGAGCCCUCUCUACCCCCACGACAUGACAGCCCUCCCAUCAGCGCUGGACUUUUGGCUGGCCACCCCGCCGCCUACAAGGACUCCCCACCGGGUGGUGAGCCGGGGGGGCACCCCCAUGCCCCCGACCCCUUCCGCAGCACGCCGCCCUGCCCUGAGCCCCCCUUGCCCCGCGCUGAUGGGCGCGAGCUGAUGUACCGCUGGAUGAAGCAUGAGCCCCUGGGCCCCUACCUGGACGAGGGGGAGACAGAGAAGGAGCUGGAGCGGGAGGAAAAGUCCGAGUCACCGCCCGCGGCACCUCAGCCUCGCUACCCCAGUGUGGAGAGCAACGACCUGGAGCCCGAUAACAGCACAAGUGAGGAGACGGGCAGCAGCGAGGGCCCCUCACCGGGUGAUGCACUGGACCGCUACUGCAACCACCUGGGCUAUGAGCCGGAGAGCCUGGGUGACAACCUGUAUGUGUGCAUCCCCUGUGGCAAGGGCUUCCCCAGCUCUGAGCAGCUCAAUGCCCAUGUGGAGGCCCACAACGAAGAGGAGCUCUAUCACAAGGCAGCAGCUGAGCAGGCUGUGCCCUUCCUGGACAAAGGUGGCCCAGGACUUGGUGACAUCUUGCGACCCUACCGUUGCUCCUCCUGCGACAAGUCCUACAAAGACCCGGCCACAUUGCGGCAGCACGAGAAGACGCACUGGCUGACUCGCCCUUACCCCUGCACCAUCUGCGGCAAGAAGUUCACGCAACGUGGCACCAUGACCCGCCACAUGCGCAGCCACCUUGGCCUCAAGCCCUUCGCCUGCGAUGCCUGCGGGAUGCGCUUCACCCGCCAGUACCGCCUGACCGAGCACAUGCGCAUCCACUCAGGAGAGAAGCCCUAUGAGUGCCAGGUGUGUGGCGGGAAGUUUGCCCAGCAGCGCAACCUCAUCAGCCAUAUGAAGAUGCACGCGGCCGGCCCCGAUGGGAAAACCAAGCUGGACUUCCCUGACAGUGUCUAUGCCAUGGCCCGCCUCACUGCUGACCAGCUGGGGCUCAAGCAGGAGAAGGCGGCUGAGCUGCUCUCCCACACCUCGCACUUCCUCAGCGACCCCAAGGCCAUGGAGAGCCUCUACCCUCUGGCCAAGUUCACAGCCGAGCACCUUGGGCUGAGCCAGGACAAGGCGGCUGAGGUGCUGGCACAGGCUCCCCACCUCCAUGCCGAGGCCGCCCGGACCAUAGAGCGAUACUCACCUCCCUAGCACCGGCCCAGCCGGGGGGUGAGGGGGGGUCACUGGGCUCUCCUCACUGCCCCGUGUGGAGCUGGGGGAUUAGGGGGUGAGAGGCAGUGGGUGCUCAUCCCCUGGCGCUGAUGAUGGCCCCGGAGAACUUGCUCGUAGUGGAAGGUCCUGUGAGAGCUGCCCUAGGAUGGCUGGAUGGCACGUCUUGCCAUGAGUGCCCCAUCUCACCUGAGAGAAGCCGAUAAUUCAGGGACUGACCUCGUGGCAUGGCUUCCCCCUGUCCAUGGGGUGAUGCUGGGCCCCCGGCAUUGGGGCGGGAAUGAAGCACAAGCUGUGAGGCUGGGCUGCACCCUGAGGCUUUGGAGGACAUGAGCCGGCUCCAUACCUCAGGGCUGUCCCCAGCAAUGCCCCCCAGGUGAGGGGACCCCCUCGACAGCUGCCCCAUCGCCACGGUGGGACCUGCUGGCCAUGAGCUCUGCCACCACAGGACCCAGACUGUGCCACCUCCAUCACUGCAGGGCCGUGAGUAGUUUGUCCAUCAUGGCUGGAGUGCUGCAUCUGUUCUGAGCAGGAGCAUGACCAUGCGGGGCUGGGGGGGGGGGGUGCCAGCCUGGUCACCCCUGGGGACAUGCUGAGAGUGUGGACAGACUGAUGGAAGGGGACAGUGGAAAAUGAGCAGCGGGCGCAGGGAGAGGGGACAAUGGUCAACUCUAUGCCAGGGUCGGGGCUGGGAAACUGCGAUGCUCCUUUCUCUGGAGCAAGCACUGACCUCCUGGCCCCACAUUUUUUGGGGGGUGAGGCAGGGCCCGUCACAGACUGAGCCCCUGGGCCCUGCCCUAGCAGGCACCUUGCCAUCAGGGAUGUCCGGGGGGGGGGCCCAGGGACCUGGUGGCUUUGCCCUCAGGCAGCAACUUGCCUCGAUUUAAAAAAAAAAAAAAAAAUUUUUUUUUUUUUUUUGCCAAAGAUGCCCGUCCUCAGUGCAGUAGGGCCAGCCCAGGGAGUUCAUGACAAAGACAAAGCAGCCUGGUUUGUCAGCUAUGGGGAGGUGGGCAAGGGCUGCGGGGGCGCUCAGGGGGAGGUUAGAGCCGAGGGAAGUGGAGGGGCUGCCCCAGGCUGGGCUCCCCCCUAGGGGCCCAGCCCCCCUCUAGGGGCAUCCCUGCCACUGCCGAAUCCCUCUCCUGCCUCUGCUCACUGUGGGCAAAGCCUCCCCCAGCCUGGACCCCCCCCGGCCGGUGCCCUGACCCCUCUGCCUGGGGCUAAUGUGAAGCUUCUCCCCUCCCUGCAGCCCGUCCUUUCCUUUGCACACGAGGCCCCCGGGGUGGCCGCCAGCAGCGACUGUCCCCGGCCUCGCCGCCACUGUGCCUUAACCUGAGCUGGCCGCUGCUGCCCGGUGUCUCCCUGGUCCCCGGGGGUUCCCUCAGGCUAACAGCCUCCCUUCGGAGCCACAGCAGCACCCAAAGCACAGCUGGCAGCUCCCAGUGGGGCCCCCGGCCCCCUCUGUAUCACGUCCAAUUUGUACACGGGCUCCUCGCCCUUUUUGUUGUUUUGUUUCGUUUGUUUUUAUUUUUUCUAUAGUCGAAACAGAAUGAGCAAUAAAGUGACAUUAAACACG
Molecule: messenger RNA, 3909 nt
Organism: Calypte anna (Anna's hummingbird)
Lineage: Eukaryota; Metazoa; Chordata; Aves; Apodiformes; Trochilidae
Gene: HIC1
Product: HIC ZBTB transcriptional repressor 1
Exons: 2
Coding region: 321-2318 (665 amino acids)
Biological process (GO): regulation of transcription by RNA polymerase II
Cellular component (GO): nucleus
Molecular function (GO): RNA polymerase II cis-regulatory region sequence-specific DNA binding; DNA-binding transcription factor activity, RNA polymerase II-specific; protein binding
Source: RefSeq, a predicted model, not a curated record